This is a messenger RNA of Rhizoctonia solani, 2553 nucleotides long. RefSeq names its product RNA recognition motif protein. Gene Ontology annotation, biological process: acyl-CoA metabolic process. The transcript has 19 exons. The record is from RefSeq and is a predicted model, not a curated record. Lineage: Eukaryota; Fungi; Basidiomycota; Agaricomycetes; Cantharellales; Ceratobasidiaceae. Gene Ontology annotation, molecular function: fatty acyl-CoA hydrolase activity; RNA binding. Gene Ontology annotation, cellular component: mitochondrion. The coding region runs from base 1 to 2553 and encodes 850 amino acids.
AUGAGAAACUCGACCUCAUGGAAAGAUAUCCUUGCGAAAUCAAGUGAAGAGGCAAAUCUCGUAGCGCAACAGCCUGUAGCUCAAGAAGAAACUCCUCUUCAACCGCGUCACAUGCAUGACUCGUAUACGCAGGUUGAGCUUCCAUUUUCAAGCAACCCCGCCUUGUUGGAACAAUUUACGAAUGCAGGCGGAGCGUAUAAACAUGUUCUGGGACCGAGCGUACCGGAUGUUCUUUCAGGGGAGCCUAUCAGUCGCGGAUUUUAUCUGGUCACCGCCUCGGUUGACAGGCAGCCUUCCGAUAUUCGGCUUUCUGGACAAGUUAUCCAUGUUGGAAAUAGUAGUAUCGAAUGUGUUGUGAGGAUGGAGCAACUGUCUGAACAUGGACGGGGCGAGAAAACGGUUAUGCUUGGUCGAUUUUCAAUGGUCGCUCGUGAUGCUAUUACGCAUAAAGCCCGUGCUGUGAAUCCGCUGGUUUUGUCCACUCGCGAAGAACAGGCGCUGUUCAAGUUUGGCGAAGGCAACGGCCAGGGCUCAGAAGCUCAGCUUCUCCAUGCGGCUUUUCUCAAGUACUCGGGGUUAUUCGAUAGUGGAAGUACAAAGAAAGUCAAGGGAGAGGUGGAACCCGUCUGGAUGGAGGAUACUCGCCUGGAAAAGACACUUAUGAUGUUCCCUCAGAAACGAAAUGUUCAUUCCAAAGUAUUUGGUGGUUAUCUUAUGAGGCUAGCAUACGAGAUAGGGUACACCAAUGCAUACAUGUUUACUCGUGCGCCUCUCCGUUUUCUGUCACUCGACGGGAUAGCUUUCAAGAAGCCGGUUCCAAUUGGUUCAAUUCUUAGAUUGACAUCUCAUAUUUCCCACACGACAUCCAACGCGGAAUUUACUGCGGUUGCCCAUGUUCAAGUUCAAGCAGAGGUCAUUGACCCGGCAACAGGGGAAAGUAAUUUGACAAACACGUUCAGGUUCACUUGGUCUAUCAUAGCAAAUAUGUCCGUUCACGGCGACGAUGAUCUUUACGCUGACCUUUACGGCAAUGAUGACUAUGCUGCGGCCGAGGAAGAGAUACUAGGCAACAACAAGUCAAACACUGGAUCUGGAGAGAAAAGCGACCAGCCACCGGUUGACCCGCCUCAGACUUCUAAUACUGACUCAGCACCAGCUAAAAGCGUGACUUCCGCAGUGACCGCAGCUCAGGUUCCUACACCUUCGACCUCGAAACCUGUUGAACCUAGUGUCCAGCCUCGACAGACUCCUGCGCUGAUACCUCAGAUUGGCUCCUCGAUUGCGACAUACACGUCAGACGAAGGGACCACCCUUCCCCCUGACUACGGCUCUGGUGCAUAUGGAAAUGUCGGCGAACCCAUCCAGUCUUACGACUCUCAAAACGAACGACAGUCCAACAAUGGCUCCAACUACAACGAUUCGAACCAAGCAGGUGCUGGCGGAUACAACAACCAAUCUGAUCAACAGAAACAAGGAGGCUAUAUGAACGGUGCUGUAUACGAAUCAUCUAAUCAAGGUGCAUAUGGCGCGGGUCAACGCGGCAGCGGUGGCGGCUAUGGGGGCUUCAAUGCUGCUGGAGGUGGAGGACGAAGGUUUGACAGUGUUCGACCGAGUGAAAUGAAAGAUGAGGGCUACUUUUCCCAAUUUGGCAAAGUGGAUGCAUGUACCAUUAUGCGAGACGCGUCAGGUCGCUCCCGCGGCUUUGCGUUCUUGACUUUCGAAGAUCCAGCUGCUGUAAACGCAGUGAUGGUGAGAGAGCACUUCCUUGAUGGCAAAAUAAUCGACCCCAAGCGGGCUAUUCCUAGAACAGAGCAUGCCCGCACUCAAAAACUGUUUGUUGGAGGUCUAGCAUCGACUGUUACGUCUGAAUCCAUGCGCAACUUCUUUUCCCAAUACGGUAAAGUGAUCGACGCGAACGUGAUGGUUGACCGUGACUCGAGUCGAAGCAAGGGCUUUGGCUUCGUCACGUUCGAAGACCAAGAUGGAGUGGACAAAUUACUUCAACUCGGUCCACUCGAGUUGGAUGGCAAACUCAUGGAUAUUAAGCUCGCCCAACCCCGAGGGACCUACCAACGCAACGAAGGAUUCAACAACCAGGGUAACGAUGGAGCCUACAACAACUACAACAAUCGCCAGCAAGGUAAUACUCCAUUCGAUCCCCAAGCGAUGGCAGCUCUUUAUGCUCGAGUCCAAAUGAUCAACCAAAACCAAGGUGGAAUGGGCAUGGGUAUGAAUGGAAUGGGCGGCAUGGGUGGCAUGGGCGGCAUGGGAGGUAUGAGCGGUAUGGGCGGUAUGGGAAUGGGCAUGGGUGGUGCUAAUGGUGGGUUCAACGGCGGCAUGAUGGGCAACGGCGGUGGAAUGGGUGGUGCCAACGGCAUGAUGGGUAACAGGGGUCAAGGCGGCGGAAACAUGAUGGCCGGUGUUCCGCGCGGGCCUGCUGCCAUGCGAGGCGGGAUGGCACAAGCCCAGGGGCAAAACCAAGGAGGAGGGGGAGGAGGGAUGGGCCCGAACAGGUACAAUACCAAGGGACAGCACAACUACCGUCCGUACUGA